Molecule: messenger RNA, 1054 nt
Organism: Lottia gigantea (owl limpet)
Lineage: Eukaryota; Metazoa; Mollusca; Gastropoda; Lottiidae
Exons: 2
Coding region: 108-1025 (305 amino acids)
Source: RefSeq, a predicted model, not a curated record
UAGCACUUGGCAACGUAAUGGCGGCGGCUGUCAACUGAAAACAUAAAAAUGACAGGAUUGAAUUAUAAUGAAAUUUUUUAAUUUCAGAAAGCGGCCUCACCGUAAAGAUGUUACACCAGUAUAGAGUAAUAUUUUUCUUGGGGAUCAUCGGACUCGUUCUCAGCGAUUUGAAUAGUGCUCCAAAAGAUAAUGGCUCAUUGGAAUUGAAAAAGACGCGGCCUCAUCGACGUGCAUCAGAAGGAGCACCAGCUGAUUCUCAAUCUCAACAAGACCAAUCAGAUAAUGAAUUAUGCACAAGCGACGGAAAAUCGAUCCAAAAAAAGCCCAGUCUUGGUUCUGCCAGCAAAAAUGUAAGAAACCUAUCACCAGCUCUAGAUCUUCCGAAUAAUAGGCCUACCCGAAAACAAGGAAAUAAAUUUCGCAUUAAGAGAUCUGGAGAGGAAGGUAAGAAAAAGAGAAGGAAAAGGAAAAGGGGGAAGAAGAAGAGAAAGAAGAUGAAAGGAGGGAAGAAGAAAAAGAAAAUGAAGCAGAAAAAUGGAAAGAAAGAAAAGCCAAAUGAGAGCAUGAUGGAAAAGGCAGUGGAUAGCGUGGUUGAAAAAGCAAAGGAAGGAGAAGAGGUAAUUAAAGGCAUGAUGGGCACGCCAAAGAAACACAAAAAGGAAAAAGGAAAGAAGAGUAAAGCGGAAAAGGGAACAAAAGAAACGAAAGGAAAGAAGAGUGAAGAGGGAAAAGGAAAGGAGGGUAAAGCGGAAAAGGGAAAAAAGGAAACCAAAGGAAAGAAACAGACUGUGAAAGUAGAAAUAUCCCAUGCUGGUUCUAAAAAGAAAGAUGAUUGGACCCCUGUUGAUAUUUCUUCUUCAAAGAAAGGCAGUUCUAAACCCAGUGCAGGUCAGAAAUCUGAUAAAGUUAAAAUAAAGGUAGCAGGAAAAGGUGUACCACAUUCAGCAUCAACUACUAACAUGCCCAUUUUAUCAUUGCUAUUAUUUACUUUUUUUUGUCAUCAAUUCUUUAACUAUCUUGUAUAAAAACAAAUAAAAAAAAAUGUCUUUUCUGU